Octodon degus (degu) is the source of this 938-nucleotide messenger RNA. It is a transcript of the gene Gamt, whose product is annotated as guanidinoacetate N-methyltransferase. Gene Ontology annotation, molecular function: guanidinoacetate N-methyltransferase activity. NCBI's taxonomy places the organism in Eukaryota, Metazoa, Chordata, Mammalia, Rodentia, Octodontidae. The transcript is spliced from 6 exons. Gene Ontology annotation, cellular component: nucleus; cytoplasm. The record is from RefSeq and is a predicted model, not a curated record. Bases 76 to 813 code for a protein of 245 amino acids. Gene Ontology annotation, biological process: creatine biosynthetic process.
CCAGAAGGCCCCGGGCGUGCGGCCCUCGGCCCAGAAGUCCCUGCCUCCUCCAGCUUGGGUUCGCUAGGUCGCAGCAUGAGUCUUCCCGCUGCCAGCCCGCUCUUCGCACCCGGUGAGGACUGCGCCCCUGCGUGGCGCGCAGCGCCAGCCGCUUACAAUGCGGCCGACACACACCUGGAAAUCCUGGGCAAGCCGGUGAUGGAGCGCUGGGAGACGCCCUACAUGCACUCGCUGGCGGCUGCUGCCUCCUCCAGAGGUAGUUCCCGCCCGCGCUGGAACGGGGGGGGCCGGGUCUUGGAGGUGGGCUUCGGUAUGGCCAUCGCAGCCGCAAAGGUACAGGAGGCACCCAUCACUGAGCACUGGAUCAUUGAGUGUAAUGACGGUGUUUUCCAGCGGCUCCAGGCCUGGGCACAGCAGCAGCCUCACAAGGUUGUCCCAUUGAAAGGCCUGUGGGAAGAUGUGGCACCCACACUGCCAGACUGUCACUUUGAUGGGAUCCUGUAUGACACAUACCCGCUGUCGGAGGAGACCUGGCACACACACCAGUUCAACUUCAUCAGGAACCACGCCUUCCGCCUGCUGAAGCCAGGGGGUGUACUCACCUACUGCAACCUCACCUCCUGGGGCGAGCUCAUGAAGACCAAGUACUCGGACAUCACCACCAUGUUUGAGGAGACACAGGUGCCAGCGCUGCAGGAAGCGGGCUUCCAGCGGGAGAACAUCCGCACGGAGGUGAUGGGGCUAGUGCCCCCUGCCGGCUGCCGCUACUAUGCCUUCCCACAGGUGAUCACACCCCUGGUCACCAAGCCGUGAGCCACCCCCCCAGGGCGUGGAGCCAGCUGGGGGUGUGGACGGCCUCCGGCCCUGCCGCAGGAGCUGUGGUCUUCCUCCAGGGUACAAGGGUGAAAUAAACAUGGGUGCUGGGCUGGCGGAUGGGC